UCACAAUACUUUGAUUUCCAAUACAAGACUUGCUAACUUUGAUGCGUCUGCCUCUCUCUUCUUCGACUCUUCUCUCCGAUCUCUAGUCACCUCCUUUUCUUCUUUUCUCUCUCUUGAAGCCUUUUGUUUGCUUUUUUAUGGUGCUGUGCUCACGUAGCUUGCUAAACGACUUGAAUUGGAGGACAUCAGUAUUUGUUCUUUUUUGUUGUUUAGUGAAAAAACUUUAGACCAUAUAUUACACUGGCCUACUUGUUUGUGCCCUUCCUUUCUUUGGCAUUUGCCCUGUUUCCCGGCUUCCACCACCUGGGUUUCACAUUGACUAGUGAAUAGAUUUUGAAUUGGGGAGAUGGGUCUUGGCCUGUAGUCUCAUCUCGUGCCAAAAUAACCUAGUUUGUGCUAGGAGAAUCAGGAUAAGAGAUUUUAAGUCCAAUUUUCUCCGCUAUUGGUACAAUGACUGCAACUCCUGUCUCCAGGGAGGCAUCAGAUAAUGAUGAGGUUCCUAUGCAACAGAAUCUGCUCUUCUCUGAUAGUCUUGAGGAUUUGAAGAAUUUGAGAACACAGUUGUACUCAGCAGCCGAGUAUUUUGAACUAUCCUACACAAAUGAUGACCAAAAACAGAUAGUGGUGGAAACAUUAAAAGAUUACGCCAUUAAAGCUAUUGUGAAUACGGUGGACCAUUUGGGUUCUGUGACAUAUAAGGUUCAUGAUCUGGUGGAUGAGAAGGUUGAUGAAGUUUCUGGAACAGAGUUCCAAGUCUCUUGCAUUGAGCAGAGGGUGCGGACAUGCCAAGAAUAUAUUGAUCAUGAGGGUCUCACCCAACAGUCACUCGUAAUAAAUGCUCCAAAGUACCAUAAGCGGUACAUCUUGCCAGUUGGGAAGACAAUGCAUGGAGCCAUCCACCCGAAAUCAGAAUAUCUGGGAUUCAGCCUAGACAAUGAAGAAGUUUGGCGUCAAUUCCGGAAUGCUGCUCGAGCAACUAUCCCGGAAGCCCCAACAUCUUCAGUCAGAAAAGGGCGUUCUCCUUCACCUACCCGACGACCUCAGCAGCCGUCUGUAACCUCUUCCUUUACACCUACCAUGCCCCAAAAAGAAUUGGGUUUGUGUACACAGAAGCGCACGGUUUCACCACAUCGUUUUCCAUUAUUCCGCUCGGGGUCUAUGUCAAGUAGGCCAACAACCCCUAACAGGAGCAGACCUACCACUCCAAGUUCAGCAGGUGCUGCGAGACAACAGUUCCCUUCCGAGCCUCGAAAAUCAGCUUCGAUGCGUAUCCGAACUGAAAAGGAAAAUUCCAAAGACAUUGAGCAAUAUCCGAGCAAAAGUAAACGCCUUCUCAAGGCACUGCUUAGUCGACGCAAAUCUAAGAAAGACGAUACGCUAUAUACUUACUUGGAUGAAUACUGAAGUGAUAGUCAGUAUUGCAGAAAAUGGCCAAGGUUGCAGUGAGAUUUUUCUCUUCAUUUCUUUCUCUUCUGAGCAGCAGCUAGUUAUCAUGUAAUGUUAGUAUUAUUGUAUGCAGUGAAGCAUUCCACAAGUGUUCUACAAUAAUGCAUAUUUUGAUCUGAAAUCAUGUAAGAGGAAUGUUAGUUUAUUCCUUUAUUGAUUUAAUCUGCCAGUUGUAAUUAGUUCUAUAAAUAAAUAUUAGUCUGAGCCCUGCAUUUCUGCACUGGUGAUGUAAAA
Molecule: messenger RNA, 1680 nt
Organism: Manihot esculenta (cassava)
Lineage: Eukaryota; Viridiplantae; Streptophyta; Magnoliopsida; Malpighiales; Euphorbiaceae
Product: protein ABIL2
Exons: 10
Coding region: 451-1404 (317 amino acids)
Source: RefSeq, a predicted model, not a curated record